This is a messenger RNA of Mangifera indica (mango), 3101 nucleotides long. RefSeq lists its product as uncharacterized. The transcript has 6 exons. Lineage: Eukaryota; Viridiplantae; Streptophyta; Magnoliopsida; Sapindales; Anacardiaceae. Bases 1175 to 2770 code for a protein of 531 amino acids. The record is from RefSeq and is a predicted model, not a curated record.
CUAAGACCCACGGUACAACCCACAUGGCUUCUAGGGCGAGUGCCACCCACAAAUUGCGGGACGCCGACGCUGAAGGCCCCGACCCUCAUGACAUGUGACUAUUUUAAAGAAACAGCAUCGUAGAAGGACAAACCCAGCCGUCUGUUGAUACCCAAGAAAACAAGAAAAACUAAACACAAACACUUCCUCCUCUUUUCUAUAAGAAUUCCAUUUUCUUGUCUCUUUAUCUUCCCUGUGGUGCGCUUUAUCAGUAAUUGUUUCUCCCAACACUCAGUUUUUGCCCUUUUAAAUCUAUAAAAAACUGUUUGCCAUUUCCUUUCGAUGAAUUGAAGUUCAUAGUAGUUGAAACGCCCGGCGUUGGCAGGCGUACUAUUUAGUUUCAUCUCUUUUGUUGUGUUGGUUCUGGGUUGGUUCUAAUCCAGUUGAGGGUUAGUUACCGCAAUUGCCGGAAAUUAUCAUCCAAAUUUUCUCUCAAAGAAUUAUUAUUUGCUUUUGGGGAGUACAGUGAUUUGGGUUGGAAUAGUUUAGGUUUCUUUGAGUUGUUUGAUUUUUUAGAAGAAUGAGUUUAUAUAGUAGUUGUUGCAUUGCAUUGUUUUGUUCUUCAUUAUUGAAAGGGUAAGGGUAAGAGUGUUCUGAGACCUAUAUUUGUUUCGUUUGGCAGGGAUGAGAGUCUUCAUUGUUCUCUGAAGAACCCUAGAAUUAGCAUUUCUAACAGAAUUCAUUUAUUUUUAUUUGGACGAAAUUGUUUUUUGGAGAAGCCCUUUGGAAUUUAAGUUCUUUUUCUUAACAUGAUUAAGAGGAACGCUCUAGUUUUUGACUUAAUUGGUUGAUUGGUUGGUUGGUUGAUUGAUUUAUUAAUUGAAGUUGUUUUUGGCUCAAGAAUUUGUUGGGUAAAGGAGUAAAAGUGUACAGUGAGAACAUAGAAACCCUAAUUUUUUCAGUGUACAGAACAUUUAGGAAAAUUUGGGGUUUCAGAAUUUUUAUUGAUCCAAAUCGUUUUUGUAUUUAGUAGGCGGAUGUGAGUGGGAUUUUAAGAAACGGAGAGUGGGUUGAAGGUGAAAUUUGUUGGGUUUCCGAAGAAACUGAAAGUAGCAGUUUAGUGAACUUACGAGGAAGAAGAGUUCUUUUUUUGGUUUUUUGGUUUUCUUCUAUGUGAUCAUGUUUUGUACUCGUGAUGGAAAGAAGUGAGCCUGCUUUAGUGCCAGAAUGGUUGAAAAACAGCGGAACUGUUACUGGUGGUGGCCGUGCAAGCCAGCCUUUCGGGUCACAGAAUUUGUAUCCUGAUGGUCACUUUGUGUCGAAGCAUGAAAGGAAUAAGUCAUCUCUGAGUAGUGACUAUGAUAUAGGCCCCACAGUUGCUUCUGGUUUGGGGGAUCAACAGCACUAUGAACUUCCUGAUUCACUGGGGAGCAUCUUACUAAGUAGGUUCAAGAAAGAAAAAUUGCAAGGUUCGCUGCCAAUGACUGGAAAACAGGGUGACAUGUGGCCAAGGAAGGUAGCAAGUCACUUGACCAAUUCCAAUAGAAGCAGUUACACCAAUGGCAAUGGUUUCUUUAACCGCAGUACUGUUGUUAGCAAUGUGGACAAAAUUGCUUUUGAACGGGACUUCCCCUCACUUGGAGUUAAAGAGAGACAAGGUGGCCCAGAAAUUGGAAGAGUCUCAUCUCCUGGAUUGAGUACUGCCAUUCAGAGAGCACAGACUAUUGGAGGUGAUGUCUGGACUUCUGCACUAGCAGAGGUACCAGUGAUUAUGGGAAACAAUACUACUACAUCUAUGCAGCAAAAUGUUUCUGUAACCUCAGCUUCUGUGUUUCCAGCUCUAUCAGUGGGACUCAAUAUGGCUGAAACAUUGGUUCAAGGUCCUUCUCGAGCUCAAACACUUCCCCAGUUGUCUGUUGGAACUCAUAGGCUUGAAGAGUUGGCUAUUAAGCAAUCAAGGCAACUAAUUCCCAUGACUCCAUCAAUGCCUAAAACUUUGGUGGUCAGCCCUUCUGAGAAAUCAAAAGCUAAGGUUGUGCCACAGCAGCAGCAUCAUCCAUUACACACUAUCAAUCACAUACAUGGGGGGGCUGUAAGAUCUGAUAAUCCAAAAACAUAUAAUGAAGCCAGGCUCUGUGUCCUCAAGCCUUCACGAGAGCUGAACAGUGUCUCUUUAACCACAAAGAAUUGUUUAAGUCCCACUGAUGUGAGUAAAGUAGUGAUUAGUCCACAUGGCACUUCAUCUCCUUCUGGUUCUGCUCUUUUGAGGAGCUCAGGCAACAGCCCAAAAAGCAGUUCCGGUCCUCUAUGUGUAACCAUUGAGAAGAGACCAUCUCAAGCUCAGAGCAGGAAUGAUUUUUUCAAUCUCUUGAAGAAAAAAUCUUCUACUAACUCUACUUCUGCUGUCCCAGAUUUCUCCGUGUCAGAAAAAUCUGGUGAAAUUGUCACAGAAGAUGCUGGUGAAUCUGUUCCUGUGAAGGUUGGAGAUGCCCCAUCAUCGGAUUCUUCCCCAUUGUCGACCAACAAUGGUGGCGGAAUAAGUCACGAUGACAGUGCUUAUGUUGGAUCUUGGGUCUGUCUUGGUAAUGGAGAGAAACAUUCAAGCCCUGAUAUGGUUCUUGAUCCUGAUGAAGAAGAGGCUGCCUUUUUGCGAUCACUUGGUUGGGAGGAAAAUGCUGGUGAAGAUGAAGGCCUUACGGAGGAGGAGAUAAGCUCUUUUGUUAAGGAGUACAUGAAAUUGAGACCAUCCUCAAAGCUUCCCCAUGGAAUGUUGGCCAACCAUGCCAUUUAAACCCACAGGAUGGAUGCAGUGGUGGUGCUUUGUGUGAGUUGAAAGAAAGAAAAUGUGGUUUGCGUUGUUGGUAGUUUAAAGAGGUACAAAGGUUUGGCGAAUUGGUUUUGUUUCGGUGUUGAAGAUAAAAAUAGUGGUAGUUGGGGUUUCUCUUCCCAGUUUUUUCCUGUGACGGGUACAAUAAAAUAUAUAUAUAUAUAUAUAUAUAUAUAUAUAUAUAUAUAUAUAUAUAUAUAUAUGUAUGUAUGUAUGUAUGUAUGUAUAUAAAAUCAUUAUAAACACAUUACAUUUUUAUAUUUGGGGAAAUAAUGUCCAUCAUCCAAUUUAUACA